AUGCCACCUACUCUUCUUGACAGGAUGCCAACACCUCCUUUACUCACACAUAACAACCGUGAGUUUGUAGACUUUGAAAAGUCGAAUGAGGUGGAUCAAAGAGCGGAAACGUUUGGGACAGUUGAAGCGUUUCUUAACAAAUACGCGGAUCCAAAAUUAGCAACACCCAUCAAAACGUUACUGAUCGCCAACAAUGGAAUGGCAGCAUUCAAAUGUGUGAUGUCCAUCAGACGUUGGGCCCAAGAGACAUUCAAAGAUGACCGUCUCUUCAAAUUUAUUAAUUUAACUACUGAACAGGAGAUUUCUUCAAAUCCAGAAUAUUUGAAAAUGAUUGACAAUUUUGUAUUCUCUGAAUCUGGCGCAAAUGAGAAUAAUUAUGCAAAUGUGGAUGACAUACUGAAGCAUGCUGUGAGUAACAACGUGGAUGCGGUAUGGGCGGGUUGGGGACAUGCAUCUGAAAACCCCGAUCUACCAAAUGGUCUGAAAAAACAUAAAAUCCUUUUUAUGGGUCCACCCGGGCCGGCAAUGUUCACAUUGGGUGACAAGAUUGCUUCAACAAUACUUGCACAGUCAGCUGGCGUGCCUGUAGUAUCUUGGUCAGGUAGUAAUAUAUUUUUAUCUAAAGAAAUCUGUGAACGAGGGCGAAUUGAUAUUGAAGUAUCACCAGAACUGCGUGCUGCUGCCUGUGUUUAUGAUCAUGAAGAGGCAAUACGUGUAAUGAAGGAGAAGAAAAUUACAUAUCCUGUUAUGAUCAAAGCUUCGGAAGGUGGUGGUGGAAAAGGGAUUCGUUUAGUGCGCAGUGAAUCUGAUUUCGAAGUAAAUUUUAGAAGAGUGCAAGCAGAAGUAGCCGGUGGGCAUAUUUUUUUGAUGCAUUGUUUGGAAGGUGCUCGGCAUAUUGAAGUGCAACUUUUGGGUGAUAUGUACGGUGAGGUAAUUGCACUGAGAACCCGUGAUUGCACAGUUCAGAGGAGAUGCCAGAAAAUUAUUGAGGAAGCACCAGCUAUUGCUGCACCUUUAGCUGUUCAGAGAAAUAUGGAAGCAGAUGCGGUACGUCUGGCUAAAAUGGUUGGAUAUGUUAGUGCAGGCACUGUUGAGUAUUUGUUUGUUCCACAAACUAAUGAGUAUUUCUUCCUGGAACUUAAUCCAAGGUUGCAGGUUGAGCAUCCGUUAAGCGAAAUGUUAACAAAUGUCAAUUUACCAGCAGCACAAUUACAAAUUGCGAUGGGGGUACCACUGCAGUGCAUCAGCGAAGUACGUCUAUAUUAUGGCAAAAGCCGAUAUGGUACUGAUAAAAUCCCAUUCCAUCUAAUACAUCCACAUUGCGACAAGCACGUUGUAUCUGUUCGAAUAACAAGCGAAGAUCCGGAAGAGAACUUCCGGCCGGCAUCAGGUGAAAUCACCAAUUUGAAUUUCCGUUCUACUCAGUUCGUUUGGGGAUAUUUUUCGCAUGUUGGCGCUGGAUCUCUUCAUGAAUUCGCAGAUUCACAGUUUGGCCAUCUGUUUGCAACUGGUUCCACAAGGCAUUUAGCGAUCUCGAACAUGUUGAAUGCGUUACAGGAACUGCAGCUUCAGUCGAAAUUUCCUGUAACGCUACCCUAUCUCAUUUCUUUGUUCAAAGAUAGCGAAUUUGAGCAAAAUAGGAUUGAUACCACUUGGCUGGAUAGGCGAAUUGCUUCUAAGAAGCAUACGGUAGAGCUUCCUUCACUUCCAAUGGCUGUAGCCUAUGGUUCAAUGUUAAUAGCACAUUCAAAAAUUACGGAAGCAUUCAGUGCCUUUAGUAAUGCUAUAAGCAGAGGACGUAUUUUACAGCCAUCCGACCUUACUGAGACACAUCAAGUGGAGCUUAUUUUUGACAACAUUAAAUACAGUGUUACUGCUACACGUACUUCAAAUUUUGAAUAUAUGAUUAAAAUGAAUGGUCGCUGUGUUCCCGUCGAAUACCGUGAAUUGCGAAAUGGUACCCUUCUGUUGAAAUAUAAAGACCGUUCGCAUCCAUGUUACAUAGAAGAGGAACCUGAACGUUACAAAGUGCAUAUUGGACGGAUGCAGAUAAUAUUUGAGAAAGAAAACGAUCCAACAGUGCUGCGAUCAUCAUGCGCUGGUAAAUUGCUGAGUUUUGAAGCAGAAAAUGGAGAGCUGCUUUUGCCGGGUCAAAUAUAUGCCAGUAUGGAAAGUAUGAAAGUUGUUUUGGAUAUGCGCGUGAAAAAGUUUAAAUUUAUCGUAAUUUUUCGAUCCGAAAACAUUUGUGGGGCAUCACUGAAUGCAAAUCGUUUCUCUGGCAAUUGGUUUCUUUUUCGACAAACUGCUGCUUCACACUGGGAGCAUUUAUCCCAGUUUUCUGGCUCCAAGGUUGGAGGUCGUUUCGAAAAAGUUGCACAGCCCGGGCAGAUGCUGCAUCCAGGGACUUUGGUUGCUCGUUUAGAAACAGAAAAUGGUUUAACAGUUACCAAACCCAUUGAUUUUGAGGAUUCAUUCGCGGAGUGGACACAAAAUGUCGCUAAAAAAUCUCCGAUUAAUAUGUAUUUCACAAAUGUUGUUCAGGAAGUGCAUAAUGUCUUUGAUGGUUAUUGUAAAACAGAGCCAACAUUCUCGAACUAUGCCGAUAGUUUAGUAGAAUCUCUUUUUUCUGUACUCAACGAUCAAUCGCUACCAUAUGAACAAAUGCAGCAAAAGCUUGCCGUUAUGAAAAGCCGUAUUAAGCCAAAAAUACUGAACCAACUUAAUGAAUUUCUUGAAGUUUGUGCUGAUGAUUUCCCUGUGAAGAAAGUCCGGAAAGCUAUCGAAGAUUAUCUAAAUGAUUUGGAUCCGCAAAAGACGAAGGAAGAAAAGAUGAUCUUUGAACCAAUAUCACGAGUUUUGGCCAGAUUUGAAGAUGGAACAGAAGGUCAUAUUGCUUUGGUUUUGGAUGAUCUUCUUGGACAUUAUUACAAAAGCGAAAUAUUUUUUCAAGAAGAUCAGUACGACAAAUCUGUUACAAGACUUUUGUCUCAGGUGUGUGAUACGGAACGGUGUGUUAGGCUGAUUUGUUCACACACAAAGAUUAAUGAAAAAAAUUUGUUGGCAAUGAAAAUUUUACGGCGGAUUAGUAACAAUCGUCGCUUAAUAUUGCGGUUGUCGCCUGUACUGGAAAAGAUUGCCAGCUUUGUGAAAAGUGAAAAUUUGGAAUUGGCGCAUGCUGCAAGGACACUGCUGAUUGAAGCGGAAACACCAACAUAUACUGAAAUUAAGAUUAGGGGAUCAUCACCGAGCCCAACUAAUCUGGAAAGAUAUGACAUACUAUUUGAAAUGUUUGAUAAUAAUUUCGAUUCGGUAUUGAAAUAUGUAACCGUAUGUUGUGGUGUUCCGGAAGCUUCUAUUAGACGAUUAGAAGAUGGUCACCCCCAUGAUGUACAAUUUUCCAUUCCAAUACAGAAAAUUGCGCAUGGAUUGGGUCUUCCAAAUGACGAAGUAGUUGAAAUAAGUGUAACGAUGCGGGUUGUCGGUGAUGUAGCAGAUAUAGUUGAACGAUUACCACAAGUAGCUGCGAAAGUAGUGAAACCAGAUUCGACCCUCUACAUCGUUUCACAUACUGAAGCCGUCCGGUGUGAUGCUAAUUUGGAUGAAAAAUUCUCAGUGACUUUAAAAGAAGCUAUUAGUCGUGUACAGAAUGAAAAUAUUCGCCAAAUCGUAAUUUUGAUAGCAUCAUCGGAUUCCUAUCCAUUAUUUUUCUACUAUAACAUGUUCCGUAAAGAAGAAAUUCGUUCACAGCGUAAUAUUGAUUUGGCUCAUCUUCCUAAACUUGGUUUACAUCGUAUAAAAGAAAACUACAAUAUUGAAAAAUUGAAGUCAUCGCAUAACUCGGGUCACUUAUAUAAAGCAGAAGGGAAAGCUGAUCCAACAGAACACCGGUUCUUUUAUCGAGCUGUGGUUCGAGUUGUUGACAGCUAUACAGCUGAGGAAGUGACAUGCAGUGUUAUUAAAGCCCUAAAACGUGCUUGCUGUGAAAUUGUCGUAGCUUUAUACCGUUCAAACACAAUUGAUCGAAAUCAUGUUUUACUGUUUAUCCAUCGUACACCAUCCAAUAAGGAAAUACGGAUGAGUCCAGCUGAUUGGAUAAAUGUUAUUUAUAAGGCUUAUCGAGAAUGCAAAGAUUUCUUGUGGCAAUCACAGGUGAAUCAAGUUGAAUUUGAUUUCAUUUUGUUUGGUGAGCGGCGAAGCUUGGAGCAGGCGACGAAAGUAAUUAUAACUGAUGACACUGGUUUCACGCCAUUUAUUAGAGUAUUGCGUGCGGAAGCAAGUAGUGGGAAUUCAAGAACCAAAAAGUGGCUUCACGUGGAUGCUGGAAUGGAUGGUUUUAAGCAUGGUCUCGAAAUAAUGGUAGACAAUCGGCGUAAUCCAGAUUGGAAUCCCUUUACGGAUCCAUACCUUGGCAGAUCUGAAAUUGACAAGCGACGUCUGAAAGCUCGUGUAUUGAAAACUACUUAUGUUUACGACUAUCCACUACUUUUCCAGCGUGCUGUAAUUGCCACAUGGCUUGCACCCACAGAGUCGCAGAAGUCAUCAGAUUUGAUCCUUGAAGAUUUGUGCCAAUUUUAUGAACUGGUAUAUGAUGAAAAUUCAAAGCAACUCGUUGAACUAAGUGAAAGUGGUUCACUGAGUAAAAUUGGGAUAGUUGCAUGGCGUGUGCGGUUAGUUGUUCCAGAAUACCCAGAAGGGCGGGAAGUGAUUGUUAUUGCAAAUGAUAUCUCCAAUCAGAUUGGUUCAUUUUCGAUGUGUGAACAUCGUCUGUAUUAUGAGGCUUCACGUUUAAGUCGAAAAGAAGGAAUUCCACGAAUAUACAUUGCUGCUAAUUCGGGUGCAAGGAUUGGCUUAUCAGCUGAUCUGAAAAAACUUUUCAAAGUUAUAUGGAAGAACGAAAAUAAUCCAGUGGAAGGUUUUGAUGGACUUUAUCUUACAAAUGACGAUGCACAUGCACUACAACAAAUUGUCGCUACACAUCGUAGAAAUGGUUUCUAUCAGAUUGAUGGGAUUAUAGGCAAAGAGCGUGACCUUGGCGUAGAGAAUCUAGUUGGUUCAGGGAUGAUUGCGGGUGAAACAUCGCGAGCAUAUAAUGAAGUAAUAACCUAUUGUUUGGUAACUGGUCGAACCGUUGGCAUUGGUGCCUAUGUUGCUCGGCUUUCAAGGAGGAUUUGUCAAGUCGAAAAUGCAGAUAUUAUUUUAACUGGCGCACCUGCUUUGAAUUCUGUGCUCGGUCGUGAAGUUUAUACAUCCAAUGGACAGCUGGGUGGCACUGAAAUAAUGACUCGUAAUGGUGUUACGCAUUCCACCGUUAGCAAUGAUUAUGAUGGUGUCCGCCAAUUGUUAAGGUGGCUGUCUUAUACGCGUAAAAACGUGAAGGCGCCGUUUAAGGAACCAAGCUUUGAGUAUAGUGAAGACCCCAUUGAUCGAUGUCUAAAUUAUUUACCAUCACAGAAUAAGGAAAGUGAUCCGCGUUUGAUGAUGACGAUCUUUGAUCAGAAUUCUUUCGAAGAAAUUAAAUCAGGCUGGGGAAAAACGGUAAUCACAGGUAGAGCACGUUUGGGCGGCAUCAGUGUUGGCGUUAUUGCUGUGGAAACAAGGAGUGUUUUUGUUGAAAUUCCGGCUGACCCGGCUGCUCCGGACUCUCAGGCAAAAUGUAUUCAGCAAGCUGGCCAAGUGUGGUAUCCUGAUUCUGCAUAUAAAACUGCUGAAGCAAUCGAAGACUUCAAUAAAGAAUCCUUGCCACUGUUUAUUUUAGCCAACUGGCGUGGCUUCAGCGGCGGUCAGAAAGAUAUGUUCGAAAUGGUCCUCAAAUUUGGUGCUUAUAUAGUUGAUCAAUUAUGUAAAUACCUUAAUCCGGUGAUAGUUUAUAUUCCACCCUAUGGAGAAUUACGUGGUGGGGCUUGGGCAGUUAUUGAUCCAACGAUAAAUCCUGUAUGCAUGCAGAUGUUUGCUGACCCGAGAUCAAGAGGUGGUGUUUUGGAACCAGAGGGAACUGUUCAAGUGAAAAUGCGUAAAGAUUUGGUACCACUAAUGCGACGAUUGGAUAAGGAAAUGAUUCGAUUAGGAAUAUUGGAAAAAGAGGGUAACGAUGUGAAAGUGGACAUCAAUGCUCGUAUUCAACUGCUAAUGCCCACGUAUCGCAAUAUCGCUAUAACAUUUGCUGAUUUGCAUGACACGGCAGUGCGAAUGAAAGCUGUUGGUGCUGUUAAGGAAGUAGUGAAAUGGGAAGAAUCAAGAGCAUUUUUCACACGACGGCUUUUAAGAUUGUGCAUCGAACAUGAUAUAUACAGAGAGGCUGUCGAUGUAAAGUGUUUAGAAGAUAUUCGGAAAAUGCAGGAAUCUUUACAGCAGUACUUUACAAAAACUCGCGAUGAAACCUUCUCUUGGUAUAAUUAUCCGGAUGAGGAUGCCAUAAAACUCUUACAUAAGGAAAGGGAACAAAUUGUUGCUUUCCUUGUUGGAAACGAUUUCUUUACAAUUGGAAAGCGUUAUGGAAUACCUUCGGAGAAGCUUGGAGAUUUCGCGAGAAAGUGUGAUUUAUUAAUACGGGAAAUGAAGAAUGAAAGUGUCCGAAAACUAUUAGCCACGGUUGAAAAUAUUGCUGGUGAGAAACAAUAG
Molecule: messenger RNA, 6618 nt
Organism: Brugia malayi
Lineage: Eukaryota; Metazoa; Nematoda; Chromadorea; Rhabditida; Onchocercidae
Gene: Bma-pod-2
Exons: 38
Coding region: 1-6618 (2205 amino acids)
Biological process (GO): fatty acid biosynthetic process
Molecular function (GO): metal ion binding; ATP binding; acetyl-CoA carboxylase activity
Source: RefSeq, a predicted model, not a curated record